This is a messenger RNA of Perkinsus marinus ATCC 50983, 453 nucleotides long. RefSeq lists its product as hypothetical. The record is from RefSeq and is a predicted model, not a curated record. The transcript has 2 exons. Lineage: Eukaryota; Perkinsozoa; Perkinsida; Perkinsidae. The annotation marks the transcript as partial.
UCUUCGGUCGAUGCGGAGCAGCAACGCCAGCAUAAGCAAGCUAUUAGUCGUGGAGGCCGAGGUGGAAGCGCGGAAGGUCGCCCGAGGACUGUAUAUCCUAGAAGGCCUGGCGAUGAGAAGGAUAAGCCCAAGACAGUGGUUGCUGGCAAGGACGUUGCUGAUCCCUCUUCACUGCAUAAGGGAUGGCUGUGGUCACCCAGUGACGAGGCAGCUAUGAGGAGGAAGGAGGCUGGUGGUGGUGGUGGAGCUGUGGCACCUGUACCGAAGAAGAUGUCAUUGAAGGAGAUUAUGGCCAAUGAGACUGAUGCCAAUAACAUCAAGGCCUUGAUGACUGGUCAUAACCCUGCUGCCGCCGCUCACAAGAUGAAGAUACCUGCUGCUAAGAAGAAGAGCCAGAAGCAGUUGAAAAAGGAGGCUGCGGCGAAGAAUGCUGCUUCUGGUUCAAGCUCGUAG